AUGGGUACUGCUGCAUUUAGCUGGAGGAUGAGCCGCCAUUACGAUCUUCUGCUCUUGCAUAACAGUGAUGAUCAUCACAGUUGUGUGAGGCCUGCUGCUUCUUGGGAUGAAGAUUCAUUACGCCCAAAAGUUUUCGCAGAGAGGUGUAAGCGUAGGAGUUUCGGCCUAUAUCACUUCUAUCUUAUUGUCGCUGACAUCCAGUGUAAAUCUAUGUACUACAUCAAGCACACUCAAAUUUUUUCUGUGGAGUACCAUGAAGUUACUCCCGGUGCAUACAUUUUGUCCGAAUGCGGUCUAAAUGGUAUGGGCCGCAAUGAUCCCACCAAUGCUAAGUCUGAAACUCUCAUGAUUCAGUUUGAAAAAAUGCUGGCAAGUAAUCAAGAGUAUGACUAUCAGAUUGCUAAGACAAUAAUGACCAAUCCAACAAGAGCUGAUGAGGAUGACGUGCUGAGCUCGGUUUUUGUCGACACUGUGGGAUAUGGAACAGUUCGCACUUCUUCCAUCAUAGUGGAGGACUUUAUAGAUAAAUUGAAUAUGUUUGGAUUGAGAUUUUUUGAAAGAGGUGGUCUCUUCUGA
Brassica oleracea var. oleracea is the source of this 576-nucleotide messenger RNA. RefSeq lists its product as uncharacterized. Bases 1 to 576 code for a protein of 191 amino acids. The transcript is spliced from 5 exons. Lineage: Eukaryota; Viridiplantae; Streptophyta; Magnoliopsida; Brassicales; Brassicaceae. The record is from RefSeq and is a predicted model, not a curated record.